AUGUCCCAAGAGUAUAAACUAAAAGACAUCUCCUCCCUGGCCUCCGUCUCCCCUUAUGAGAAGCGCGAGGUCGAGGUCGAAGGUAUCGAAGAUGGAAAGGUCCUCCUGUUAAACCACGACGGACAAGUCCACGCCCUCAGCCCGCGCUGCACGCACUACGGUGCGCCCCUCAAGAACGGCGUGGUCACGCCGGAUGGCCGGCUUACAUGUCCCUGGCAUGGCGCAUGUUUCAAAAUCUCAUCCGGCGACGUCGAAGACGCACCAGCCUUGAAUGCGCUGAACAAAUUCGACGUUUUUGAAAAGAACGGCGCCGUCUACAUCCGCGCCACCGAAAACGAUAUCAAAUCCGGACAGCGGGACCCUGUUCUAAAGUGUGCUGCCUCCAAGGCCGAGGAGAAAGUCGUCGUCAUUGGAGGAGGAAGCGGCACCAUCAGCACCGUCCAAACCCUCCGCGAACUCAAAUAUCCCGGCUCAAUAACCAUAAUCUCCACCGAGUCCGACUACGUAAUCGACCGUACAAAACUCUCGAAAGCCCUCAUCCCCGACGCUUCCAAGAUCCUCUGGCGUCCAAAGGAAUGGUACGAGCAAGCUUCCAUCGACAAGGUCGUCGAUGAAGUGACAUCCGUCGAUUUCAAGAAUAAAUCCGUCUCGACGAAAUCGGGAACCAAGUUCCCGUAUACGAAACUCGUUCUUGCGACGGGCGGUAUACCCCGAAACCUCCCACUUCCGGGAUUCAAAGAGCUGGGCAACAUCUUCACGUUGCGCACCGUCGAAGAUGUCCAGAAGAUUCUGGGCGCCCUGGGCGACUCCAAGCGCAAGGUGGUUGUGAUAGGAAGUUCAUUCAUCGGAAUGGAAGUGGGCAACGCGCUCAGAUCCAAGGAGCACGAUGUGACGAUCGUCGGCAUGGAGAACGCGCCCAUGGAACGAGUCAUGGGCGCGGACGUCGGGCGGAUCUUCCAGCGCAAUCUUGAGAAGAACGGUGUUGUGUUCAAGCUCUCUGCGUCCGUUGAGAAAGCCACGCCGUCCGACGAUGGGAAGACCGUUGGCGCGGUUCAUUUGAAAGAUGGAUCCGUGCUGCAGGCCGAUGUCGUCGUUCUGGGCGUUGGAGUCCGUCCGGCGACGGAUUUCCUGGGUGAUGCUAUCAAGCUUGAGAAGGACGGGUCUGUCGCGACGGAUUCGCACUUCCUGAUUCCUGAAUCCGAGGAUGUCUUUGCUAUCGGUGAUAUAGCCACGUUUCCCUAUAACGGGCCUGGAGGGAAUGGGGCCCCGGUGCGGAUUGAGCAUUGGAAUGUAGCGCAGAACUCGGGGCGGGCCGUUGCGAAGGCGAUUGUGCAUGCGCAGCGGGCGCCUGUGAGGUCUGCGUCGGUGAAGCAGUUUAUUCCGAUUUUCUGGAGUGCGUUGGGCGCACAGUUGAGGUAUUGUGGGAAUACGGUGAAUGGGUUUGAUGAUGUUGUUUUGAGGCAGCCGGAGGAGACCAAGUUUACGGCGUUUUAUACCAAGGGGGAGACUGUCGUGGCGGUUGCUACGAUGGGGAUGGACCCGGUUAUGAGCAAGUGUGCGGAGCUGAUGAGGGGUGGGAAAAUGGUGUCGAAGAAGGAGGUGAAGGACGGAGUCGAUGUUUUGCAAGUCGGUGUUUAG
Molecule: messenger RNA, 1638 nt
Organism: Penicillium cinerascens
Lineage: Eukaryota; Fungi; Ascomycota; Eurotiomycetes; Eurotiales; Aspergillaceae
Gene: nfr1
Product: putative AIF-like mitochondrial oxidoreductase (Nfrl)
Exons: 3
Coding region: 1-1638 (545 amino acids)
Cellular component (GO): cytoplasm
Molecular function (GO): 2 iron, 2 sulfur cluster binding; flavin adenine dinucleotide binding; oxidoreductase activity, acting on NAD(P)H
Source: RefSeq, a predicted model, not a curated record